Molecule: messenger RNA, 7468 nt
Organism: Nannospalax galili (Upper Galilee mountains blind mole rat)
Lineage: Eukaryota; Metazoa; Chordata; Mammalia; Rodentia; Spalacidae
Gene: Nynrin
Product: NYN domain and retroviral integrase containing
Exons: 10
Coding region: 123-5672 (1849 amino acids)
Biological process (GO): DNA integration
Cellular component (GO): nucleus; cytoplasmic ribonucleoprotein granule
Molecular function (GO): mRNA binding; RNA-DNA hybrid ribonuclease activity
Source: RefSeq, a predicted model, not a curated record
GGUCCCACCCCCAGCUACAAACCCAGGCAGGAAGAGCUCGUCGCGGGAGCAGCCUCGGAAAGAGACGGAGCUGGAGAUCGGGAGGGCGGGUGCCAAGCUGCGGCGGGGGCGAGAGGGUAGCCAUGCUCUUGUCGGGGGGUAGACCCCCGGCGCAGGAAUGGUUCAUGGUGCAGACAAAAUCGAAGCCCCGGGUGCACCGGCAGCGGCUGCAAGUGCAGCGCAUCUUCAGGGUCAAGCUGAAUGCCUUCCAGAGCCGUCCCGACACCCCCUACUUCUGGCUGCAGCUGGAGGGGCCCCGGGAGAACACGGGCAAGGCCAAGGAGUAUCUGAAAGGCCUGUGCAGCCCAGAGCUGUGGAAGGAGGUCCGAUAUCCACCGAUCCUGCACUGCGCCUUCCUUGGGGCCCAGGGCUUGUUCCUAGACUGCCUCUGCUGGAGCACUCUGGCCUACUUGGUGCCUGGUCCCCCUGGUUCCCUGAUGGUGGGUGGGCUGACUGAGUCGUUCACCAUGACCCAGAACUGGCUAGAGGAGCUGGUGGCAAGGCUGCGCUGGGGCCCUGCACCUCUGCUCACCCCCCGGGGGGUUUGGGAGGCCGAGGUGACUCGGGCCUUUGGGGCCCUGGUGUGGAUCCGUGGUGACCAGUACGCAGGAGACCUGUUGCAGCUGCCCCCAGCUGUCCAGGAGCUUUUGCUCAGUCUGGUGCGGGAUGCUGCCGGCAAGGAAGACAUCAUAGAGUGGCUUGGCCACUUUGGCAUCUCUGAUGCCUGCUCCAACCCCGAGGUGCUGGUCUGCCCUCCCCAGCAACAAAAAGAAGGCUCAGACAUAGUGACUCUAGGCGAAAACCCUGGACCCUUCCCAGAGAUAGGAACCUUCCAGAUUGGGGAUUCAGAAAAUUCAAAGACAUUAACAAGCCUGGGAGCGACUGGGUCCCUGAUCCCAGCCCAGAGCACUCAGCAGGAGACAGCAUGCCAGCUGGCAAGGGUCCGUUCCAACAACCAACGUGAUACGGACAGUGAUCGAGAGGAAGGGCCCAUCGUGCAAGCCACCAGCAACCAGGACUCUGCAAACCACACUCAAGCCCUGUUGCAGCAAAGGCAGGUACAGAGGAUGGAAGAUCGACUCUCUUUCCAAACGCCAGUGUCAGCCCUUGGUGUGUGUCCAUCCUGGAAGGCCUGGGCCUCUGGGCCAACCUUUGGGCCCUUGUGGCCAGGGACUAUUGCUGCAACUUUCUGGAAAAUCAACGAACUGCAUUCUCUCCACCUGGCCUGGCUCCUCUCCCAGGCUUGCUUCAAUUUCCCCUUCUGGCAGAGGCCCCUGGGCCCCAUUCAGCUGAAGCUGCCAGGGCAGAAUCCUUUGCCCUUAAACCUGGAGUGGAAACAGAAGGAGCUGGCUCCUUUGCCCAGCAUAGAAAGCCCAGCUUGUAGGCCAGAGGGGAAGCUGGGAGCAGAGAAAGCCCUAGAGAAUUGCCCAAGGUCAGAAGGACCCCCAAAAGUCAUGAGUUUAUUGGUGGUCCCAAGGAAUUGUGGUAUAAAAGACAAGGUUAGCCCCAGACUUCCACAAGUAGGUCCAUCUUUGACUUCUACACCCCAACUACAAGCUGGAGUUGAGCAGGGAGCACAAAGAAGUACGCUGUCAGAUUGCAAAGGGCUGAAAAAGCAGGCCUCUGCGGCACCAUCUGCAGAGCCUCGGAAACCCACAGCUCAAGGGAGGCCAGUGGCUCAAGGGGGGGUGAUGGCCCAGUCAAUACCUGAAGCUCAAACAGAGCCUGAAACUCUUAAAAUGCCCAUGGCCGCAGUAGAGCCCAUAGCUGAAGGGCUGUCUGCAGCUCCCAAAGUGCCCUCAGGUCCAGCAAAACCAGCAGCUCCUGUGACACCUGUGACCCCCAAAGCACCCGCAGCCCCCCAGACACCUGUGACCCCCAAAGCACCUACAGCUCCCCAGACACCUGUGACCCCCAAAGCACCCGCAGCCCCCCAGACACCUGCGACCCCCAAAGCACCUACAGCCUCGAAAAUCUCCAGAGCUUCCGGAACAUCUGCAGCCCAGAAGAUGUCUAAAGUUGCAGGGCCAACCUUGGAUGUAGCAAAACUUCUGAGUGAGGUCCAGGCUUCAUCAAAGAGUAGAGCAGCCUUGCCAAAGGGUCAAGGGAAGGCUGGAAGGCAGGGUCCUCAGUCCAGCAGCACCUUGGCCUCCAGCAGUAAGCACCCAUUUCUGAAGGAGGGGAUCCUUGGGGCCUGGGAUGGGGCUCCGAGGCAGGAGAAUAGCACAGUGACCAGCUUCCAGAGGUACCAUGAGGCCUUGAAUACACCCUUCGAGUUGAACUUGUCAGGCGAGCCCGGGAACCCGGGGCUGCGGAGAGUGGUCAUUGAUGGCAGCAGUGUGGCCAUGGUGCACGGGCUCCAACACUUCUUCUCCUGCCGAGGCAUUGCCAUGGCAGUGCAGUAUUUCUGGAAUCGGGGACACCGAGAGGUCACUGUGUUUGUACCCACUUGGCAGCUGAAGAAGAACCGGCGGGUGAGAGAGAGCCACUUUCUGACCAAGCUCCACUCAUUCAAGAUGCUUUCAAUCACCCCCUCCCAGCUGGAGAAUGGCAGGAAGAUCACCACUUAUGAUUACAGGUUCAUGGUAAAGCUGGCGGAGGAGACAGAUGGAGUAAUCGUCACUAAUGAGCAGAUUCAUAUCCUAAUGAAUAAUUCCAAGAAACUGAUGGUGAAGGAUCGCCUGCUGCCCUUCACCUUUGCUGGGAAUCUCUUCAUGGUACCAGAUGACCCCCUGGGCCGUGAUGGCCCCACCUUGGAUGAAUUUCUGAGGAAACCAAACAGGUUGGAUAUGGAUAUUGGAAAUUUCUUGAAGGUGUGGAAGACCCUUCCUCCCAAAUCAGCCAGGAUCUCAGAGUUGAGUGAUGAUGCUGACCCUGAGUCUUUGAUGGAUCUACAGAAUGUGGAAGAAGUCGAGGAGGAGAGGGAGAAAAGCCUGGAAGAGGAGCCGUGGGAGGAGCCAGGCUUGCCAAAGCUGGCUGAGGAACAUGACCUUGACUCUUGCCUGGCGUCACUGUUUGGAGCCAAGUGCCCUUCCUUUUCUGAGGAAAUCCUCCGAUGCCUCAGCCUCCAUGACCCCUCCGAGGGGGCUUUAGACAUUGACCUCCUACCAGGGGUAUCCUCUCCUUACAUGGAUGACCCCUGGGAUGGGAAGGCUCCUUGCCAGCAGGUUCUUGCCCAGCUGGCCCAGCUGACUAUCCCCAGCAACUUCACCGCACUCUCCUUCUUCGUGGGCUUUAUGGAUUCCCACCGGGAUGUUAUUCCUGACUAUGAAGUCCUUGUGGGCCCCCUGCACAGCCUUCUCAAGCAGAAGCCAGACUGGCAGUGGGAACGGGAACAUGAGAAGGCCUUCCUGGCCCUGAAGCGAGCCCUGGUGUCUGUCCUCUGCCUGUCAACUCCCAAUUCCCAGCUGCCGUUUCACUUAGAGGUGACUGUCAGCCAAGUGGCACUAACGGCCAUCCUCCACCAGGAGCACUCAGGAAGGAAGCACCCCAUUGCUUAUACCUCGAAGCCCCUCCUCCCCGAUGAGGACAGUGAGGGCCCCCAGUCAGGCGGGGAUAGCCCCUACGCUGUGGCUUGGGCCCUCAAACAUUUUUCCCGCUGCAUCGGAGAUAGCCCUGUGGUCCUAGGCCUUUCCUAUGCCUCCCGGACCACUGUGGACUCUGAGGCACUGGAAAGCUGUAGUGUUUCCAAAGCGUGGUUGAUUCGAUGGUCUCUCUUGGUACAGGACAAAGGCAAGAGGGACCUGGAAUUGACCCUUCUGCAGGGCCUGCUGGGGGAAAACCAGCUGCUGACACCUGCUUCCUCCAUGCCGCGUUUCUUUCAGGUUCUGCCUCCUUUUUCUGACCUGUCCAGUUUUGUCUGCAUCCACAUGUCUGGCUAUUGCUUCUACAGCGAGGAUGAGUGGUGUGCUGGCUUUGGUCUCUAUGUCCUGUCUCCCACCAGCCCCCCUGUCUCCCUUUCCUUCUCCUGCUCCCCUCCCACUCCCACCUAUGCCCAUCUGGCAGCUGUGGCCUGUGGCCUGGAGCGCUUUGGUCAGUCCCACCUCCCAGUGGUUUUCCUUACCCACUGCACCUGGAUCUUCAGCCUCCUCUGGGAGCUCCUGCCCCUCUGGAAAGCCCGGGGUUUCCUCUCUGCUGAUGGGGCUUCACUACCUCACCCCAGCUUGCUCUCUUACAUUCUAUCUCUCACCUCUAGCUCUUCCUCCCUUCCCUUUAUCUUCCGAACCUCUUAUCGGGGCUCUCUGUUUGCUGUGACAGUGGAUAAUCUAGCCAAGCAGGGUGCCCAAGGGGGUGGGCAGUGGUGGAAUUUGCCUAAGGAUGUGCCAGUUCCAGUAGUAACUCCCUGUCCUAAGGGCAGGAAGCCCAACUUGCUGGCCUUACAGCUGAGUGACAGCACCUUGGCUGAUAUCAUUGGCAAACUAAAGGCAGGGCAGAAAUUAACUGGCUCUUCCCCUUUCAGUUCUGCCUUUAACUCACUUAGCCUUGACAAAGAAAGUGGCCUCCUUAUGUUCAAGGGAGAAAAAAAACCUAGGGUCUGGGUAGUUCCAAGGCAACUCCGGAGAGAUCUGAUUUUCUCUGUGCAUGACAUCCCCUUUGGAGGCCACCAGAGGCCAGAGGAGACCUACAGGAAGUUGCGGCUGCUGGGCUGGUGGCCUGGGAUGCAGGAGCAUGUGAAAGACUACUGCAGGAGCUGCUUGUUUUGCAUCCCCCGGAACCUCGUAGGCAGUGAGUUAAAGGUUAUCGAGUCCCCGUGGCCGCUCAGGUCAACUGCUCCCUGGGCAAAUCUUCAGAUCGAGGUGGUAGGUCCAGUCACAGUAAGUGAGGAGGGCCAUAAGCAUGUGCUCAUUGUGGCUGACCCCAACACCCGCUGGGUGGAGGCUUUCCCUCUGAAGCUCUAUACGCACAUGGCUGUGGCCCAGGUGCUGCUGCAGCAUGUGUUUGCAAGAUGGGGUGUUCCCGUGAGGCUGGAGGCAGCCCAGGGCCCCCAGUUUGCCCGACAUGUCCUGGUGAGCUGUGGGCUAGCCCUAGGAGCCCAGGUGGCCACAUUAAGUAGGGACCUCCAGUUCCCUUGUCUGAUGAGCUCAGACGCCUACUGGGAAUUCAAGAGGGCCCUGAAGGAGUUUAUCUUCCUGCACGGUAAGAAGUGGGCGGCUUCACUGCCCUUGCUGCACCUGGCUUUUAGGGCCUCUUUCACAGAGGCCACACCAUGCCAGGUCCUGACUGGGGGUGAGGUGAGGCUGCCAGAGCCCUUGUGGUGGGAGAUGAGCAGUGCUAACAUUGAAGGGCUCAAGAUGGAUGUGUUCUUGCUGCAGCUGAUUCGGGAGCUGCUGGAGCUCCACUGGAGGGUGGCUGAAAAGGCAAGUGAAAAGGCGCAGAACAGGCGUCUCAAGCGGGAGAGUCAGGAGAAGGAGUGGAACGUGGGGGACCAGGUCCUCUUGUUGUCCCUCCCCAGGAAUGGCAGCAGUGCCAAAUGGGUGGGUCCUUUUUAUAUUGGGGACCGGUUGAGCCUAUCGCUCUAUAGGGUGUGGGGCUUCCCGACCCCAGAGAAGUUGGGGUGUGUCUAUCCUAGCAGUCUGAUGAAGACCUUUGCCAAGAGUGGCACACCCCUGUCCCUCAAGGUCUUGGAGCAAUGAACUAGAGCAGUGGGAAAACUACUGUCCCAGAGGUCCUGGGUUGCUGCUGCUAGGCUACCCCUGUUGCAAAUGUGCUCUCAGCUCUUUGGGGGCCCUCACUGUGCCUUUUGUGGAGAAGUUACUUCAUGAAGCUUUGCUGAAUUGCCUUGACUUAAGGAUGUUGUCUUUAUGGAAAUAUCCCCAGCUUGGGGUAUUAGGAGAAUUUGCCAAAGGUUGUUAUAGAUGACUCAGGCAGUUUCACACUGGGGAGUAGAAAGUCCCCUUUCUAAAAGUAGGCCGGACUCAGAGCCAUUUUCUGCAAAUGCCCCCCUCUGCCUUCACACACGUACAGGUGUGUGGUGGUGUGCGCACUUCCCCUCCCCCAUAUCUUAUACCUGCUGUCUUAACCAUUAAAUAUGUGGCUUUUUGGACCUCACAAUUGGAACCACAGUUGUGGUUCUCUCCCAAACAGAAACCUCAAAUUUGGGUGCUCCCCUGCCAACUGUGCAUUUGGGGGACCUUUGCCCUUGGAGUUUUCACUGGCGCAGAUCCGUUUCAGUAGUGGGAGUCAGAGGCCCCCCAUUCUCAUGGUCAGCUUCCUUGGCCAGGCUCUGCCUUCUCAGCUGUCAAGGAAGUAUUGUAGAGUAUCUUGUGCCUUGAGGACAGUGGCUCUGGGUGGAGGUGACCUGUCAUAAGCCACCUACCCACAUGUCAGCACGGGAAAGGGAGGGGUGGAGGGGGAUGACUUGGGCUACCUCAUUUGAUUCCAGCCAAUGGAGAUGAUUCUUGACCCGUGCUGUGACGGUGUUCACGUCACAGGAAUCAAAGACCUUGAUGCUAAGUGUGGAGUCUCUACUGGAGCUGCUUCUACUAGGACAAGGGGCGUCCACACUCUGCUUCAAGGGGCAGGGGUGUGUAUGACACGGCUGGUUUGCACACAGCCAAGUGCUGGGUGGCUUUACCUCGUACCCCUCACCCCCUCUCAGUCCCCACAGCUGUCCCUUUUACCUGCACUCUACCUGCCUCCUUAGACUCUAUGGAUCAUGUAACGGCUCUGUCCUUAUCACCCCCAGUCCUCUGGAUCUGCCUUCUGUGUAGAGCGCCCUCAGAGCCAGCUGCGUGGGUGCGAGUACUUCUACGCGGCCUUCUGAAUUUUUGCUCAGCCAAACAGCCGUCUGCAGAGGAGGGGCCGCACCGUACCCCUCUGGCUUUGUCUCCAAAUACCUUCACUUCUUUGAAGCUGAGCCAGUUUUCUGGCCUAGCACUGGUUGCCAAAACACUUGACAUUGCAGAGCACUACAGCCAGAGAACUUGUCACCAAGUCCAACUUGCUUGUUUCAUAGUGGGGAAAGAGGACCAGAAAUGGAAAAUUACCUGACCAACGUCAUAAAGCUAGUUGGUGGCUGGGGCCAGGAUGAAGCUUCCUGAUUCCGAGUUCACCAUGAAAAGGGUCUGGCGACAGGUUCAAGCAAGAGAAUCCCUCGAAAUUCUAUACUUACAUUCCCUUUGACCCCCCAUUUCCCAACUUGUGUAGACAGACUACUGGGUAUUGUUCUUCGUCCAGUUCCAGUUGGUAGCCUUGCCCAGGAGUGAAGGCUGGGGCUAGCUGGGAAGCCGAAGGGUUUGCUGUGGGGAUUUUGGCAGGUAUGCUGCUUUCUCACCCUUGCUUUUUCUCUCCUCCUCCAGUGUAUAUCUAACCUCCCUCUCCCACCCCAGCUGUACUCAUUGACCCUCUUCCUGUUAACUGCAGUUUUGAUCCUAUAGCUUUCAAGUGAUUCUUUUUCAUUUUAUUUUUCAAUAAAUCGAUUGAAAUGGAA